Molecule: messenger RNA, 7052 nt
Organism: Girardinichthys multiradiatus
Lineage: Eukaryota; Metazoa; Chordata; Actinopteri; Cyprinodontiformes; Goodeidae
Product: PDZ domain-containing RING finger protein 4-like
Exons: 8
Coding region: 348-2636 (762 amino acids)
Molecular function (GO): protein binding
Source: RefSeq, a predicted model, not a curated record
GUGUCUCCGUGAACGGGAGUGACAACUCCGGCGUGUGAUCGUCUGAGAGUGAGGGUAAAAUAAGGAGAGAGCGCAGACGGCUGCUGCUGCUUGUGCCAUCCGCUAAAGCUGCAGUGACGCUUGCCACAUCUGAACCCCUUUCUUGUUAGACUCAGCUGGAGCUUCCUGUCGCUCUGAGCUGCCUUUGGCUGUGAGGGUGCGAGUCUGUGAAUGGGAUGCCACGAAUAGAUGCUUGCUGAGGAGUGACUGAUGAGAACCAGUGCUCCAGUGUGGAUGGUGACCCACUUGCGUCCGUGCCACCACUACUCGGGGACAUUUAGGCGCCUGGCGGUUCCACGACGUCUAUAAUGGGCUGCAAUCUGUGCACUUUACAGAAGCGAGAGGAACACUACAAGCUGCUGUACGAGAUUGCACAGGUCAACGGGAAGGAGUUGUCCAAAUCCAGCCAUGAGGAGAGUGUGGAGGCCUUCCGAGCUGCCAAGGACCCCGUCGUGGUGCAGGUCAUCAGGCGUACCCACAGCGGCCACCCCCACGGCCCCCCUCAGGAAAUCCAUGUGGUGGACGUGUGCACUCAGACCGACAUCACCUUUGAACACAUCAUGGCACUGGCAAAGCUCCAGCCUUCGACCCCUCCUGUGCCUGACGUCUGUCCUUUCCUGCUGUCUGACAGCUGUCAUUCUCUUCAUACAAUGGACCAAGAUUACUAUGAAGGUACCGACUACCUCUCCCCUGUCGCAGCUGAUGGAGAGAGAACAGAGGAGUUUGAGUACGAGGAAGUUGAACUUUGUCGUCUCAGCACUCAAGAAAAAUUAGGCCUCACUCUGUGCUACAGGACAGAUGAAGAUGAGGAUGUGGCCAUCUAUGUCAGUGAGGUCAGUCCAAACAGCAUUGCUGCGAGAGACGGACGAAUCCGAGAAGGGGAUCGUAUCUUACAGAUUAACGGCCAGGAUGUACAAGACAGAGAAGAAGCAAUGGCUGGUCUCUCCAGUGAUGACUUCAGGAACAUCAUACUACUGGUGGCUCGGCCUGAGAUGCAGCUGGAAGAGGCCUGGCUGGAUGAUGAGCAUAGCGAGUUCCUGGAGCAGCUGAAGAUGGAAAUGUUGGAGGAGCAGCAGAGGGAAGAGAUGGAAUUAGCUGCCUUACAAGAGGAGCAGGAAAAGCAGCAGAAAUCAGAAGAUGACAAACCUUCCUGUUCAACAUUUUCUUACUCAAAGGACAGUCUGCAAAGUGUAAAAGAGAGAAAGGAAAACUCGGACCAUAACGUCUUAGCCCAAAUCCAGAGACGUCUGUCCCGGUGCCUACGAGACAGUCAGGACUCACAUUGUGCCAGUGGUAGCAAACGACUGGAGGACAAUGAUGAGGACAAAGACGAGACGGAGGGAGAUCGUUUCCAGCAACUUUUGGAGCUAAAGUGUCAGAUACGCAACAGCGGCGAGUAUGACCUGUUCUACAGCCGCCGCAGCACAAUUGAGUGCAGCAUGGCAGAGCAGACAGAUGUGCAGCAUGAGCUGCGUAUGCUCAAUGAGGAGCUACGCAGCAUCGAACUUGAGUGUCAGAACAUCAUGCAGGCCCAUAAGCUGCGUAAGAGUCAGCAGUCUCCAUUAAUGGGACGUGCUACAACCUCCAUCAAAAAUCAAAGCCCCAACCAGGGAGAGUCUGUUAAGAGCAAGCUGACUGAAAUUAAUGAGAGGAUGGAAAAGUCUGACAAGGACAGCUCCAGUGCCUACAACACUGCAGAGAGUUCUCGGAGCACUCCUUUGGCAAUGGACCGCUCCCCAGAACACUCUCUGCAGAGAAUGGUUAGUCUCACCAACCAGAGGAACCUCUAUGGAGGGCUUGCUCCUGGUCACUCCCCUAACCCCAGCCCCAUCCCAACCUGUAGAACCAUCGUUCUGGGCAAGAGCAGCAGCCCUGACCACAGCAACCCUUCAGAGUCAGAUCAGACACCUCAGGCUGAUGAGGAGAGUAAAAGGAAGUUAAAACAAUGCACUUCUCGGAUUCCUUAUUUCUCUCCUUCCCACAGUUCCCAGCAGAGGCAGGCCAACAUCCCAGCUCACGCCCGCCACUACCAAAGCUACAUGCAGCUGAUCCAGCAGCGUUCAGCCGUUGAGUAUGCUCAGAGUCAGCUCAGCCUCCUUAGUGUCUGCAAAGAGCCCCAGAGGCCCAUUAAUGAGCCCAAGAUGGAGUGGAAGGUCAAGAUCCGGAGCGAUGGCACCCGCUACAUAACCAAGAGGCCUGUGAGAGACAAGAUCCUGAAGGAGCGGGCCUUAAAGAUUAAAGAGGAGCGCAGUGGGGGAAUGACCACAGAUGAUGAUGCAAUGAGUGAGAUGAAGAUGGGGAGGUACUGGAGUAAAGAGGAAAGGAAGCAACACCUGGUCAGGGCCAAAGAACAGAGGAGAAGGCGAGAAUUCAUGCAGCGUAGUCGGCUGGAAAGCUUGAGGGAGAACCCUCAAAGCAGCAGCGAGGGCCGCAAGGAAGUCAGUAUUAUAGAACUCAGCCACAAGAAGAUGCUGAAGAAACGCAAUAAGAAGAUCUUGGACAACUGGAUGACCAUCCAGGAGCUGAUGACUCAUGGCACUAAAGCCCCUGAGGGAGCAAAGGUGCACAACGCCUUCCUUUCAGUCACCACUGUAUAGGACAAAGACCGCCUACAUUCUACCCCAUGUGGUAAAACAUAUUGCCUCGUUAAAUGUGGCAUUUUUAAGUGGACAGUCGGAGGAGUACUUUUCACUCUUUGUAUCCCAAAAAGCAUUUUUAAAGAGUUUAUCAGUGGCGUCAUGACAUUUUUGUGAUGUUUUUCAAAAUUGUUUUUCACAUGACCUGGGAAAAAUUACAUUUUCUAAAAAACUAUGACAAUUAUUUUAAUACUUCACACUAAACAUGUUUAUCUUUUCAAUUCUAUUUUCAUAUUUAUGUUAGACUCUAUAUUUCAUGAUGGUUGUUUGACAAAGCUCUCAAUAAUUAGUAGGAAACGUUUCUUUUACUUAUGAUUUCAAGGCAUUUUUUGGAGUCAACAGAUUUUAUAUGUCUGUGUUGUGGAGCUGAAGUUGAUCAGGUUCCUCUGUUUUGUUGUCAGAUAGCUGGAAAGUACAAAACAAUCCAGUAAGUCAAAAGUUUAACCAAGCUACAUAAAUCUUAACAGUUUGAUUACUAAAGUGCUUUUAAAUUUGAUUAGGGAAUAAUUUCUGAAAUAUUCAAAUCAUGAAUGUCGAGGAAGUUAGUUAAUAUUGACUUAAUUAAAGAGAUUCUGAACAAUUGGUCUCCUUCUGAUGCUCUUUCACAGUAAAUAUUAGUAUAUUUGAGUAUAUUUUGCAGUUGAAUUCCUCUGUUUCUAUAAGAAGCUAUUAACAUAUUUGUAGCAACAAAUGUAUUUCAUAUGGAUAGCGCUCUCCACAAUUAUCUGCACCCCUAGUAAAACUGUACUAAAUAAUAAAUGUUUAUAAUAAAUUUGGGUUGAGGUUUGUGGACCCCAAAAUGACAGCCUUUGCUGUAAUUCUCUUAAAAAAAUACUUUAAUUGCUAUUCUCUUUUCUCUGCUUGGUCAUAAGGUAAUAUAGGGUCUUCCUCAAGCUGUGUCACAGUUUACAUUUUUAACUUUUUAAAUUAUUGCUCUGACAGUGGCUGUGGGUAAGUUACGGCUAGUAAUCAUUUUUUAACCUAUUUUCUGACUUAUAUAAAUCAACAUACAAAUGCCUUUCUUGAAUGACUUGCUUUGUUGUCUUCGCCAUGUUGAGGAGUGGAUAAUGGACAUGGGCAAAGUCAGGGAAAACACGUGUAAUGGAUUACUGUCUAAGAAGCUCUGAUUAAUUAAAAAACAGAGGGGUAUACAUUAAAAGAAUGUGUCAGUUCCAUUAUUUAAAAGGAAUUGUUGAAGGUGCCAUUGUUUCUCAUUAUGAGAUAUUUUUUCCCACUAAAUGAAUGCACUCAAAUGUUGGAUUUUCUUUCUGUAUGUUUCUGUAAUAAACAUCAAUUUAGUUUAAAGAUUUUAACAAGUCUUUACAAGGGGUGCCAAUGAGUGUGGAAGGUGUCAUAUAUUUUUAAACAAACUAGGCUUACAAAGUGUAUUAAUCUCCAAAAGAAAUAACUCUGUUAGAGUUUAAGCAACAAAAACUUUUGCAACAUUAAGAACUAUCUUUGACAAUUUGGGACCUAAUGUUAAAAAACAAAGUAAUUCCUCAUUUUGCAGCCAAGCUGUUGUUUGUUUUAUUCUGGUGUCUGUCAGCAAUGUAGGACCUGUACCCUCUUAAACAGGAGGCCAUUAACUCCCAGGGGAAAGUCUACAAAAAACCAUGUAGACUCAGCCAGUUGCUACGGACCACCAUGUCAGUAAACUAUUGGAGAAAAUCAAAGCUUUCUGAGAAACUAUCAAAAAUGAAGCACUGAUCCCCUUCCAAGCUUUUGGCUUUGCUUUUUGGGUUUGCAGUAUUAACUGUGAAUGUAAUAGUUCAAAACACACAAAUACAUUCUAAAAUUCGGCUUUUGAUUUUUUUCUUCAGUUUUUAAGGUUUUUACACUAUAACAGGAAUUAUUAUUAUUAUUAUCAUUCAUAUUUCAUUAGAGCGCUAGUUUACACACCACAACUGAAAGAGUGCAUCAGAAAACACAGAAGUGAAUGAAACUCUACUUCACAAAAGCAUUCGGCAGUUAUAAGAUAAAACACUCUUCAUCAUGCAUAUUACAUAUCAAUCUGUAGGGAUUGUUUAGUCUCUGGAUUCAUCUUUUUUUGUUUGCUUUGCCAAACAGAUGGGUUCUUGCAAAAUAUCCCAGCUCCUACAGGAAAAGCGUCAGCUUUGAUCAGAAAGCACAUCAAACACCACCUGAGCAGAGCAGAGCAGGAGAGAAUGAUUUCAAAACGGUAUUAAAUAAUUCUUCAGAACAGAUUCAGUUUUCAGUGUGGUUUCUUGUUUGUCUUUUAGAAACUCAUUAAAAUUCUGAAACUGUGAUCAGAUUUUUUCUUCUUUAAAGAUAUCUUUUUUAUACAUAUUCAAUAACAGAUAAACAUGACUGUACCUUUUACAUGCUGGGGUUUUUUAUACAUUGGUUUAAAGUUCCUUUACUCAUCAUAGCCUUAAAAAGUCUAACCUCAACGAUUGGUGGAUUGAGCUUAUUUUAAAUACAAAUUAUUUUUAUUUGUUUAUCUCUGUGCAGCUAAGCGGUUUUUUUCUGCCUUAUUCACAAUGUAUCAUGUAUAUUAGGAGUAUUUGGUUACUCUUAAAAGACUUUGUAAAGGUGUUCCUGAAUUAUGUUUCCAGUUACAUUUAAGGGACAUAUAUCAUUAUUUUAUCAACUUUAAAUUUUCAAAUGUAUUUCAAAUGUGUUUAUAGCCUAUGAAAGUUGUAAUAAUAUCUAGGUCCAAACUGGAGAAAAAUGAAAAGAAGUAUGAAAGAAAGAAACGAAGCAGAAUGCAGCCAAAAUGUGCUGAAGAGUGAUGGUGUUACGUCUGGAACACACUAUGUAUUACACGAUGGUCACCAAAGAAAAAAGAAAGUAGCGAUAGAAUUCCAGCUGGAAUUAGAAUUCAUAGGAUGAAAUGAAUAUAUUUGGCUAUUUGUCAAGUUAGGAACAGCGGCAGUGCCUUGGAGACGUUACAAGCCGGCACACUACCCGAAGAUUCAAUAGCUCUCUGUGGCAGAUCGUGUCUGCCUGUAAUUUACCACAGUGGUGAAUGCCCCAUUUUAACAACAAAACGUAAAUUUAAAAACGCUAAAAUUCUGUCACUCUGGCAAUUUUAACAGACAUAAAGAUUUCUGCUCCAGUUCUGACCAGCAUUGUUACUCUGAUGUGCACGAGCAUCAACACUACCUUUUUUUUCCCUCACCACUGUGACAUUUGAAUACAUUUUUGUCACCGAACCAUGCACUGCAUUUGAGAGACAUAGCAACGAUGAAUAGAUGAAUUUUCGACACAUAAUCAAAUCAUGUUUUACUUGUUAUUUCAAAGACAUUCUCCAUCACAUCACUUUAACACUGUAAGGUAAUUUUUCACACUAACAUGUCCUGUGGUCCUAACAACUCACCCAAGCUAAUGGUACAUACUGUGGAUCACACUAUAAAAAGUCAUGGUAAAACAACACAUUUUCUUACCUGAGAAACUUUAUUCUUACAAACAACAUCCACUGUCACCUUAGUGGUCCGGCUGCCGACUCAUUGCUAGUUAUUUGUUGUGGCAGUGGCAUUUACUGUGUUGUUUUGUUAUCCCCCAGCCUUGGGCUGCCUUCUUAUUAAAGCUAACAUUACAAUUAUUGCAAAAUAUUUGUCCAAAAAUAGGAAACACUGUUUAAGGUGGUUGAGAAGUCUGCUUCUUCAUCUCUUUCAUAAAUCUCGCCCACUUUUUCUGUACAAAGAAUCUUUGAGGAAAGUAAGAGUGCUCACUCUAUCCAUAUUUUCUAUCAGUUUAACAUGUUACUAAUUGUACUUUUUAACAAGGCCAGGGUGGAUAAAUGAGACAGAGUUCCCUUUUUUAUUGCUGAACACACAUUCACCUCAGAAUAUAAAACAAGAUAUUUUUGUUGCCGUUUAAUCAGUUUUCUGUUUACAACAAUGGUCUUGCUCCGUCACUUCAGACAAUACGCGAUCAUCCAUAUAUGGAAGUGCCUUUCCAUUUUACAGAAACAUGGUUUCAAGGCUCUUUUGCUUCAGGAAAAGUAUAUUUUAAAAUUAAUUGUCCAGUUUGAAAAAGCAAUGAUUGGGAUCUAUUUUUGUUUCUAACUUUAAUAAUGUUUAGGUUUUCUGGCUCUAAAAUUUAAUGAUAUUUGCCCUUUGAACUAGUGUUUGGAUGAUUGCCACUGAGCAGGACUCAGAACACUUUAGAACUGGGGAAACAAAACAUUUUUUUUAAACAAAUGUCUUUAUAGUACAGUAUUAUGUACAGUGCUCAUUGAAAUGCCUCAUUUUUAAACUCAGUAUUGUAAAUUUGAAGUUUAAACCUGUACGUUUUGGAUUAACGUCUGAUGGAGUAAUGCAUAUGUGACCCAUUUGUAGCAAGGUGAAAUGUGUGAUGAUGGUAAUCUUUGCAAAGCAAAUGAUAAUAAAUUAUUGUUUUUGGUAUGACAUC